CUCGACUAUCCAGACUCCCUGGUCAGUUACCCCGUUGCUCUGUGCAUGGAGGACACACCUUUGCCAUGUUCUCAGUUCUGGCUUCAAUCUUCAUGGUUCUGGAAUCACUUUCAAAGCAACACUAAUCAACAAAGAUACACUUCCAUUUCGCUUUCGUGGAACCUUUUGCAGUUUGACCCUCGAUCCGUUCAUUUCAAUGUGCCCGUGAUUGAAUCGCCCCGUUAGCGUACCCCUUUCGGGCACCUGACGCCUGACGUCUAUGACCCCAUCCUUUUGGUAUGGCCAUCCCGACCCCUUCUCACUACAACAAUCGAUCAUCUGUCUCUCCCAAACCGACCAAGUCUCCUCCACCUAGCGCAUUACUGCACAAGCGCGACGAUAUCCGCCAGAGUCGAUCGACCAGCAAGUACCCCGUCGAGCCUACCGUCACCGCAACCUCAUCAGCCACCACCGAUUCACGUCCGCACCAUCGACCGCGCUCAAUCCGUCCCGCCGGCGAUCUGGAGGCCGAUAACAGGCGGCACGGCGGGCUUGACGCCUCGGUGGGAUCCGAGUCAUCCGGUAUGACCGCUAGGAGUAGCGAGGAUUUUGAGAUGGAUGGAAUAGACGACCUAGACGACGACCGGUUGGAAGACGAUGAGGAGACGGGGUUGACGGGAAAGGAUAAGAGGCGGAGAAGGGAAAGGAAGGCGACGAAGACGAGAUUAGACGAGAGAGUUGCUGGAGGCUCCGGUGGAGGAAGAUGGAACAAUGACCCGGGAGAGGAAGAUCAAAGGGAAUUGAUCAAGUCGGCGGCGUUUUGGAGGAAUAUCGCGUACAAUGGGACACUGAUCGGGCUCUGGUAUAUCUUUUCCAUAUCAAUCUCCGUGUACAAUAAAUGGAUGUUUUCAGAAAAGGGACACUCCGCUGAUGGCGACGAGGAGACCACAAAAUCCCUCGCUCAUCGGUUACGAGACGAUCCCCGUAUUUUCCCAUUCCCUCUUUUUACGACAUGUCUACACAUGGUCGUUCAAUUCAUCUUGGCCGGAACGGUCUUAUGGAUAUUUCCACGAUUCCGUCCCCGACACGACUCGAUUAAUGCACAUACCCGAACGGAGGGAGAUGAACCAGAGGAUAUGUACGAUCCGAAAAAACCUGUGAUGACCAAGUGGUUCUAUUUGACCAGAGUCGGGCCUUGUGGUGCGGCUACCAGUUUCGAUAUCGGUCUAGGGAAUAUGAGCAUGCGGUUCAUAUCCUUGACAUUUUAUACAAUGUGCAAGUCUUCGGUCCUAGGAUUCGUGCUACUCUUUGCAUUCAUCUUCCGACUCGAGAAGCCAUCGUGGCAACUGAUUAUGAUCAUCCUCGCGAUGACCAUCGGUGUCAUAAUGAUGGUCGCAGGCGAAACCGAGUUCAAUCCCCUUGGGUUCACGCUGGUCAUGUCUGCCGCCGCCUCCUCCGGUUUCCGCUGGUCCCUUACACAGAUCCUUCUCCUCCGCCAUCCUGCAACAUCGAAUCCAUUUUCCAGCAUCUUCGCUCUAGCCCCCAUUAUGUUUAUUACCAUUUUCGCCCUCGCCGUGCCAGUGGAAGGGCUUUUCGCUCUCGGCGGAGGUCUUGCUCACCUCAUGUCCUUGAAGGGGACCGUGUUUGGUGUUCUUGCUCUCUUAUUCCCGGGUUGUCUUGCGUUUUGUAUGACAGCCAGCGAAUUUGCCUUAUUGCAACGGACAUCGGUGGUGACCUUGUCCAUUGCCGGCAUUUUUAAAGAGGUGGUCACCAUUUCAGCCGCGAGCAUCGUUUUUGACGACCAGCUUACUCCGAUUAAUAUCAGUGGCCUGGUUCUUACCAUUGCGACCAUCGCUGCAUACAAUUACAUCAAGUAUCGGAAAAUGCAAGCCGAAGCCGACUCGGAGGGUAUCGAUCGAGCACUCGGCGGGCCUGAUAUUUCAUCCGACGAGGACGAAUCGAACGGCCCGAACGGCGGCAUCCCAUUUGAAAGCGAAUCAUUGCUUCCUUCGAGUAGCAAGAGCAGCAAAGGGAGAACGGGCGACCUCAGAGGGAAUUCUCUGAUGGGACCGCCGCCAUUGAAUCUGGUGGAUGAUCAGGUUGGUGAUAGCCCAGCACGGAAGGGUCCGCCUAAAAGACCAGAAGACUUGGAAUAAAGACUUGCAUAUGGGCAUGUUCCCGAAUGGCGUCCAUGGGGCGGGACACUUGACAUCAAGCGCUUGUACUACAAUGUUUAUAAGGCCGAAAGGAUAUUGGAUCUGCCUACUGCCCCUAGAACUCUUUUCUAUGAGACAUAACUGAGCAUUUCUUGGGACACAAUUUCGUUUAACCAUACGCUAAAAUUCCACACAAUGGGGUGAUAUAUCUCAGAGAGCUUCAUUAUAAGUCGCAGGGAAGAAUAUGAUGAACUGGAGGGCGACGUGAACUCCCAACCAUGAUCUUCACUGCGUGGAUGACGAGGCUAGACGCCCACUAAACGCAUUCACAAGUAAUACCUAAGGGCUCUCCGCAGGAUCUGGUAUC
Molecule: messenger RNA, 2502 nt
Organism: Eremomyces bilateralis CBS 781.70
Lineage: Eukaryota; Fungi; Ascomycota; Dothideomycetes; Eremomycetales; Eremomycetaceae
Product: TPT-domain-containing protein
Exons: 4
Coding region: 279-2135 (618 amino acids)
Biological process (GO): UDP-glucose transmembrane transport
Cellular component (GO): cis-Golgi network; Golgi apparatus; endoplasmic reticulum-Golgi intermediate compartment
Molecular function (GO): antiporter activity
Source: RefSeq, a predicted model, not a curated record